Cuscuta campestris is the source of this 1726-nucleotide messenger RNA. NCBI's taxonomy places the organism in Eukaryota, Viridiplantae, Streptophyta, Magnoliopsida, Solanales, Convolvulaceae. The record is from the annotation of a GenBank genome assembly.
AGAAGCCAAUCCAAAGGAAUCCCAAAUGCUCAAAUCUUCAACAACACUCACUGCUCUCAAAUCAAGAAGAAAACGCUCGCGGGAGUGUAUUUGGGUAGGGACGAUCGGCAUGGAAAAAAGGAGACCUAAACCAGCGUCUGAAUGAACUGAAGAAUUUCACAAAAAGAAACCGAUCACCUCUCUCUAUCAGAGCGUCUUCUUUCAUUACUUGCAAUGCCCACCACCUGUUUGAUCACACGCCCAACCUUUUCGUCUUAUCUUCUUCACAACCCGAAGUUCCAUUCUUUGCCCUCAGCCUCUUCAACUUCUUUUCCUUCAUUUUUGUGUAGCUUAAAGCCCAGGAGGCUCCACAUAUUGAGACCAUGUUCGUCUCUCAAAGAAACCAAGAAGCAGCAGACUCCUUCCCAGACUCCCUCCAGCGCUCCCCAGAGGUUCAGAAGUCUCUUCAAUCUCGGUCCCAAAGAAGAGGAUGAUGUUACUAAGAGUGGUGAUGGGAAGAGCUUGGACGAGGGCGCUGCCAUGAAAGGCACGAUUUUGGCUGGACUUUUACUUUUAGUUGGUAUUGGUGGAUUUGCGGCUGCGAGUUACCUCUACAAAGACCAGAUUAGUGAUCUCUUGAACCAGUUGACUGUCUUCAUCGAAGGUCAUGGGCCAGCUGGAUAUGCACUCUUUGUUGUGGUUUAUGCUGCAUUGGAAAUCCUUGCAAUACCGGCUAUUCCAUUAACCCUCACUGCUGGCCUUCUGUUUGGUUCUCUCACUGGAACCAUUAUUGUCUCUAUCAGUGGAACAAUGGCUGCAAGCGUUGCAUUUCUGAUUGCCAGAUAUUUUGCUCGUGAUAGCAUUCUCAAAUUAGUUGAAGGGAACACGAAAUUUCUUGCCAUUGACAGAGCUAUUGGUGAAAAUGGUUUUAAAAUUGUCACUCUUCUCCGCUUGAGCCCUUUGCUUCCAUUUUCUCUUGGGAAUUAUUUGUAUGGGCUUACUUCUGUUGAGUUUGUGCCAUAUGUUUUGGGAAGUUGGCUAGGUAUGUUACCUGGAACAUGGGCUUAUGUGAGUGCAGGUGCAUUGGGCCGCGCAAUUAUCCAAGAUGGAUCUGUGAGUGCUCUCGGCGGAGGAAACGGUGUAUUGACACUUGGAUUUGGUCUUCUGUUUACUGUAGUAGCCGCAGCUUAUGUGACACGGCUCGCUAAGGAUGCAAUGAAGGAUAUCGAGUAGAGAAUGUCAAAAUCAUUUCUGCUAAUUAUUUAUGGGGUUGAACCAUCAAAUGAACACGAUAGGUUCCGCCGGACCAUGAAAUGAUCAAAUUUGUAUCGAAAGGAAUUGAUUAUGUGAACCCGUCCCACACGAGUCAAGCGGAUCUGUAAGUGGGUAUAUGCAUCUAUAGAGAGAGAGAGAGAGAGAGAGAGAGGGAGAUAGCAAAGUGGCAUUACUCUUUUUUGUCUGUUGCUCCAUGUGAGAUAUGAUAUGACAGUCUUCCUUUGGUAAGCUUCGAAAUUGCUCAUUUUUAAAGCUUUUGUGUGGUGGAUGUAAAUUACUCCCUAUGCAAUAUCAGUGCUCUAUAUUGCUAUCUAGUAGAUAGAGUUUUGAUUGUGAUAUUCAUUUUUUUUUGGGUAGAAAUGUUUCAUAGGGACCAACAAUAAGUAAGAAGGAUUUUAUUCCCUAGGCUUAGAUUGAUUCAAUCUAAUUUGAGACCUAUGUAUUGCUUAUGGAAUAAUUGAUUCUUUAUCUU